AUGAACGAUAAUAUAUGCGAACAGUUUAGAGACUGGUACGAGCGACCAGCGGCGCGCCUCGCGUGCUCAGAAACGUUCAACAAACGUUGCGAUUGAACUAUUGUUAUUCUAGAUUAUAUCUUAGUAUUAUAAACAGUUUUAAAGCGAUUCUAUACAUUAAAUAAAACGAUAAAAGUUAUAAAACAACGUGUUUAGUAUCGAGUAACAAAUCCAACAUCUUCCAACAUCAACCAGCAUUACCUCACAUAGUGUGCAAGCGAGGCCAACAAUUUUGCAUCCAACAAUGUUGGUGGAAGACCACUAAUAUGUAGGGUUGGGCGAUAUUUCGAUAUUUUGAUUUAUCGCGAUAUUUUCGAUCGCGAUUAUCGUAUCGAAGGUAGAAACUUGAGCGACGAUAUAUCGAAAUUAUCGUCAUGCUCGAUGACUAUUGUGAUGUUGCUUCGCAUGUAUAUAUAGCUUUUAUGAAAUCCUAAAAAAUUCUUUCAAUUCCUUGAAAAUAUAGUUUUUAAAAGAAUUAAAACUAUUUCCUGAAUUAAAUACGAAUUUAAUACGAUAAAAUGAAAUGAAAUUGCAGGCGAAACAGCGAGGACACAGUGGACAUUAGAUUAUAUAUACGCUUACUAUCCAGCUUGAUAUUAAUUAAAAUUAAUCAUUGUUUUUAUUUCAUUUAUCGCGAUAUUAUCGAAUAUCGUGAUAAUUUCCUUGACAAUAAUCGUGAGAUGAUUUUUUUAAUAUCGCCCAACCCUACUAAUAUGUUGGCCUCGUUUGAAUGGACCUUAAGAUAGUCAGUUAAAACUCUUACACCCUGCGGAAACCAUUGAUUACAAAAUAAUCCUCGAAAUUGCUUUCAAGCAUUGCAUUGAAGUAUUCUACACCUGCACAUUUCAGAAAGUUUCAGUCCGGCCCAAAAUUCCUCAUGCAAGAAGCCCCUAAUAUACUGUGAGCGUGUACUGAACAGUCGUAUCUUUCUAUUCUAGUGUUUGUUGCUGUUUAUGCAAUAAUGAUGGUCGGAGCGUGUUUGGACAAGGAAAGAUCAUUCAGUUUGCUCGUUUCUACGAAGACUGUUAUUCUUCAGGGGAACAACGGGAGAGUUUUGGAAUGCAUAAUCAACUUUUUAGUAAUGAUAGAAUGUUGGAUGAUCAUAGUAGAUCAGGAUAUCCCAUGUUGAAGAGAUCAGCCAGUCAUGAUAGUGUACACGCUAGUGUCAGGUAUGGAAAUAUACUCUAAAGAGAUGUCAUUUUCCGACUAAACUAAACUAUUCUGAACCAUGGAAAUGUUUUUUAUGAUCCAUGACUGAACUUAAUUAAACAGACAAAAGUAGGAAUUAAUAUUCAGGGAGGGUUGUGUAUUAGAUAAGGGACGUUUAACAGAGAGGGCCGUCUAUUACAAAAUUCUAGUUUGACCUGGGCGUCUACUACAUACAGGGCGUUCAUUAGAAGGUGGACAUUAGAUCAUUAAGAGUAAUGUAAUUGUUGAUUUUGUUGUUAUUGGACAUUCAGCAUUGAAAGCCUCAAGAAUAAUAAUGACAAGAAUAUGAUACAACUUUCUUUAGUGUAACCGAACCACACUGUUGAUUCGUUAAAGACAGCUUAUUAGCCUCUUUAUUAGUUCGUCAAUAUUCAUGUCCUAAUUUUUUUGUCCCACAGGAAUUUUGAACGUGCUCACAAACGGCGCAGAACAAACAGUUGGGAAGAGACUGGUGACCAGUUAAUAUCACCACCGAGCGAGGACACGCUGUCUCAGUUUGGUUAUGAUAAGAAGAAAACUCUGUCAGAAAUUUGUGAUGCUCGUGGUGACUUGUGGGUACAUGAAAAAUGUGCAACAUGGACAGCAGCAACUGCUAAUAGUGAAGAGAAGCUUUCGGUGACUAACCUCGUGGGAAAGGCAAUUGCCACGGUAACUCUUGUAAUAAUUUACACCGGGUACAGAACAGAAUUUAACGUUUAAGCAGUUAGUUCCAUAUCUUCAUAAUAAAACCCAAGCUUUAAUAUUAUCGAACAUAAAGUUGAUUAAACGCGGGUCUAUAUCUACUGGAACGCUGUACUAAUUGCUCUAUCGAGUCAAUUGGUGAGGGUACAAAUUCAAACCCAUGCUUAAGUGCGUGAGAUAUUCUCGCGUCCUAGUAACAAAAAUCUGUCUGAGGUGCCCUAGCCUGCGUAGCAGGCGUUUAGUGAGGGCGGAGAAGAGAGGGCGUCUAGAAGUGCCCUGAAGAGUGGAACUACAGUAACUUCAAUGAAGCGAAAUCCGUUGAAGCGUUAUCACUCUCUGUGAAUGUCAGUUCAUUCUUAUCAAAUCCAAUGGAUUUGAGACUGUUUAAACUAUUCACUCCUUGGAGCAAAAUAAGUAUACUGAUAUAGUUAAACUGUUCGUGAACUGUUAAAUCAGCAAUAUUUCACUAAACAGUUGUUAUUUUAUACAGGCUUGUACUUGGUGUAAGCAUUAUGGUGCCAGUGUCUGUUGUGCAGUUCCUCAUUGUAACAACGUGUUUCAUUUGCCAUGCGCAGUAGCAGCUGGAGUUUACCAGGUAUGCUCAAUACACCGUUCCGGAAACAACUUAGCCAUGGCUACAGAGCCUCGUUUUUGGGAUUCAGAUAUCGGCUUAUUGUUUAAUUAUAUAACGGUCUUUUGUAUUAUCUAAUAUAACUUUGUAAUUUCGUAAAUGUAUCGGCUGUGGCAAGAUGAAAGAUUCUAAACCUAAUAUCUCAAGCACGAAAACGAGGCUCUAUGGCCAAGGUUAAGUACUGUCCGGAAGGGUGUAUUAAAACCAAUGAAAGAAACGAACCAGACAUAGUAAACACCGCGGGAAAUCGUCUGGGCAUGCGUCACCCUUACUGAAAUUUGCCUUGCGAACCUGGUGUCAAGAAUGUCAAGUGUUCCGAAGGUUGUCAAAAACUCAAAAUGUUAACUAGUUAAAAUAUGGAACUAUACCUGUAAAGUUCUACCUCCUACCACCUUCGCCACCCUCUUUUCGUUUAAAAGAAACAUUAGAAGCACGUAUAAACACUUGCUUGGGGACAAUGUUCGACAUAGAAAUGCCAUGUACAUGGUCAUUAGUGCGUGACUGGCCAUGUUAUGGAACUUAGUAAAUAAUUAUGUUUGAUGUUUGUACUGUUUUGUAUUGUAUUGUAUUGUAUUGUAUUGUAUUGUAUUGUAUUGUAUUGUAUUGUAUUGUAUUGCAUUGUAUUGUAUUGUAUUGUGUUCUAUUUUAUUGUUUUGUGUAAUUUUAGAAUUGUAAGCACCUUGCAUGGGACUUUGUCUCGUUCGUGCUUGAUAUUGUCUAUUUGGGUAUUCUACUUAUUUCUAUAUAGAAAUGCUUUUUUUAAAAACUUUGUAGAAUUCUUACUAAAAUUGUUAAAGAAAACACUAAUAAAAUAAAUGAAGUUAAUCACCUUCCAUGUACUCAUAUUCUAUAAAUUGCAUUACGGUAAGGCAAAGAUUUGGAAGCAAUGAAAACUAUAUCUGUAAAAACACCAAUUGGAUUUUAUGUCCAUUUUUAAUUUCAUUUUCCUAACAGAAUGUACGCAGCUUGAAGGCAUACUGCUUGGACCAUCCUCAGGUUUUGCAAAACAUAGGUAAGUAUUCACUAUAAUUUUGAGAUAAAAUCACUAGUUUUCUGCAUGAGAGUGCAAACAUUUGUGUCCAAUGUGUCAUUCAGUCGGUCAAUUGGUCAUUUGUCGGUCGGUCCGUCAGCCAAAGAGCCUGUCUUGCGCGAAGUAGAGAUUUUAUAAACCAAUGCAAUGUUUUUCAUUCCUAGCAUUUUGCAGUACUUGCAACUGUCCUGGUGAAGUAGGCAAUAUUUUGUUCUGUAUAAACUGUGGUUACCAAGCGCAUGGACAAUGUGUCAGUCCUUCGACAAGAGUUACACCUGCUGUAAGACUGGGCUGGGAAUGUAGGCGAUGCAAGAGAUGUCAGGUUUGCAGGUAAAUAUAUCAUGCAUAUCCAAUACUGUCGCAUUUCACAAAUCGAUACUUGCAAUUGAAUAUUAGUCAGGGACGUUAGCUGAACCUGCUAUGAAUGGAAACGAUGUACCUAGGCUUCCUCAGCCAUGAAUUACAACAUUGCUUCUUGUUCUCUCCCAGCCUCAGAAAUGUAGGAACACACUUGUGUGAUUUUUGUGCAAGUUCUUGUAUUUCACUGCUGAAGAUAAUAAACAAUAUUUAGAUUAUAGGCUUCAUUUUGGUACCAUUUGAUCUUUAUUGUAUAUUUUAACAAAUUUUCACACUGAUAUUACAGGCACUUGAUUGAAGUGAAGAGAUCAUUAACAUGUCGAAGUUGUGACCGGGGCUACCAUCUUUCAUGUAUUGAGGAAGGUAGAAAUCCACAAAUUGAUCAGUUUGCUGCAGUCUGGCAAUGCAAGGUAAUGUUAUUGCUCCAGUUUAUAAUUUAGCCCUUAUAUAUACCUGCCAAUACAAAGCCUUCUAAACGUGGGGAACCAGUAGCAAAGCACUAUCCUCUUGACGAAGUCAAGAAUAGCCUUGCUCGUAAUGUCGAUACAUUUUUUUCAGUACACUUUGUCAGCACUUAGUCACUUAGUGCCGGACAUCACUAAAAUUGGAAUGUUAUAAUAAUAAUAAUAAUAAUUUUAGACACUAUUGAAAAUGCAAACAUAUAUUUACAUGUGGUCCGGCAGCAAGCGCAAAAAAGAGACUGGGGCAAAUUUUGUCGUGAUAGGAAGUUUUCACACAAAACUUUCAUGACUGGCUUUUCGAAAAACUAAUUUAUACUACAGUGUGCACUGUAUAGCUACUUUCUAAAAUAGAUAAUCAUAUAUUAACAGUAUUUAAUGUAUCUUUCACUUUUCAUCAAUUUAAUUAUGCAGUAUCACACUGUACCAGACAUACUGUCCAGUGAGAAAAGCAUUUUGCCGGACAUUUGCUUUUUUCGUGUCGGACAGUGUCCGUGUCUGGCCGCUUAUUUUCAGGCUUGCUCUUAAAUACCCAGGUUUUCUUGAACAAUUCAUUCUGCUGGCCGUUUCAUGUUACUGGUUCAACUGGAUUUUUUUUUUUUAUAUUCUCUUCAAUAUUUGCAAUACUGUACUUUAGAAAUGUCGUAGGUGUCAAAGUUGUGGCAAACGUAUUCCCAAUGCCCAAAUACCAGUGAAAGGAAAUGAAGACAUGUUGUGCGAUGAAUGUCAAACGUUAAAAAGUAGAGGUCGUUGUCCAUUGUGUAAUAAAGGUUUUUGUCCUCCUUCGUCUGCCACUGUUGCCGUACAAUGUGAUACUUGUAAAAAGUAAGUGCUCUAACAUUCGUUUAUAAUACAUCUUCCUCACGAUUUUUCAGUUGAUUGAAAAUGAAAUAUAUUGAUGGAGCAACCGAUGGUGUAUAAAAGCGGUUGUUGAAUUGUUGUCGUUGUCGUUGUUGUUGUCGUCAUCGUCGUUGUCGUCGUCGUUGUCGUUGUUGUCGUCGUUUGUUGUUUUCGUUGUUGUUUUCGUUGUCGUCAUCGUUGUCGUCAUCGUUGUCGUCGUUGUCGUCAUCGUUGUUGUUGCCGUCGUCGUUGUUUUCGUUGUCGUCGUUGUCGUCGUCGUUGUUGUUGUCGAUGAGCAUACUGACGACUAUGAUUACUUGUUAGGUGGUUGCACAUGACAUGUGCGGAAGUAGAUCAAGACACAUACAACAGAGUUCAAAAUGAUGAUGAGUUGAUCUUUGUGUGUGAAUCUUGUAAUCAAGAAGAGUUAUCUUCUACUGCCAGUCAGGUAUACUUUCUUCUUUAUCUUUGUUAGGCAGUUGUUAUAGAAGGUUUGAAAUAUGAGGCCGUUCGUUUAAAUUACAGUAUAUUAUUAUAAUUAUUCUAUUAUAAGAUUAUUCUUUAACGAUAAAGAUUCCCUGGACAAUGAUCUAAGGCCUGUUUCAUACGUCGAAUUUAAUUCAGACGAAUUUAAUUCGUUAUUAAAUUCGUCAAUUGGUCGACACUAAAAUGGUUUCGUUUCAAACGACGAAUUUAAUUCAGACGAAUUCAUUUCAUGUUUAGCGAUCAUGGAUUACCCAGAAGUAAAAAACCACGAGACCAGAAAGAGAGAAACAGACUUUAACAUAAUUUAUGCAUUUAAUUCGACACGACGAUAACACGUCGUAUGAAACGAAGACGCGCUACAGACGUUGUAUUCGUCUGACCAUGACGGAUACAACGUCUUGGACGAAUUUAAUUCAUCAGACGGAUUUAAUUCGUUUCAUACGACGCACUAACGUCGCAUUUAAUUGGUUCAAUUAAAUUCGUCUGAAUUAAAUUCGACGAUAGUGCGACGUAUGAAACGGGCCUAAUUCGUUAAAAGAAACAAACGCCGAAGAUUAAUUUCAUCUUGAAAUUCAAGAUUUGAAUGAAAACAAGACGAGCUUUUACUGUCGUUCCAAUUGAAGUGUUGCUCAAAUAUUGAUUCAAUACAUUACCUCGGGCUGACCAAUACAUUUGAUCAAGUUUCUCGAGAUAUUCAUACACUUCCUGUGAAAGAGCCAAUUCCAAGUAUUUGAUCAUUUCUGGUCACUUCCUUUCUAUUUAUGAUUGGUUAGUUGCACAAACAACAAAAGUGAUUGGUGCAUUCAAACUAUUCAACAGGAAGUUUACAAUUAUACUAGGAAGUGUAUGAAUAUUUCGAGGAACUUGAUGAAAUGAAUUGGUCAGCCCGAGGUAAUGUAUUGAAUCAAUAUUUGAGCAACACUUCAAUUGGAACGACAGUAAAUUGUAAAUUUUCGACUUUAUUUCAAAGUCAUCAACAGACUUUGAAAUAAUAUUCGAAUAUUUACAGUUUAAAUGCUUGUCUCAUUUCGAAUCAAGUCUUGAAUUUCAAGAUACAUGGUUUUUGGACUAGUUUGUUAAGAUAAAUGCAUGAAACACCUUGUGAAAUACAAAUAUGAUAACCCGUUACAAAAGUGUUCAAAUAGGUUAGUUAUACUUCAGUUUUGCUAGUACAGGAUGAAAGUCACCUAUCAUAUGUGGUCGUGUGGUUUGGUGAAAAUUACUGCACGCUGGGUAACUGGGUGUACCGUAAACAUUGACACGUGUUUUAAGGCCACGUUACACGGUGCAAUUUUUCUUGCAACUUGCAAUGCAAUUCUACUCUUGAGAGAUGUUAAUUAGUGAAAUCAGUGAAGAAUUUUCGAUAUGUUGAGAAAACAUCAGCGGAGUGUAAUGAAGACUCGUAUUUGGCAAUUUUACAUCUCUCAAGAGUAGAAUUGCAUUGCAAGUUGCAAGAAAAAUUGCACCGUGUAACAUGGUCAACUCUAAAAUUGCACCGUGUAACAGGGUCAACGGCUCUAAAACAAAAUACAGUUAUCAGAGUGAGUCGAUUGUUCGUUUUAUGUAUUAGCCUUGUGUUCGGUGGAAAAUACAUGGAAUUUCAUAUCAUUUUCUCACUCCAGUACAGCAUUAGCAUCAACACAUUUGAGGUUGACCCCCCAUUCACUGCAUAAUGCCAUUGUGAAACCCAAGAAUAGAAACAGUGCUAUAUUUGAAAGCAUUCCUCAAUAAAGACCCUAAAUAUCACGUUGGGUGCCUCAACAAUUUUCAGCAUACACUCAAAACGAGGACUCGGGGGAAGUUGUCCCCUUCAUCUCGGCCUGUCAGGGCUAAUUGAGUUAAAUUUUCCUCCCAGGCAAACGAGGACGAGGAGAAACCAGAGCAAGACACAGAUACUGAGGUGAAUUCUGGAGAUUCGAGUGUCGAGAAUUCCGACCAGAUCUCAAUUUUCCAAGAAUUACGUUCUAAACAUAUCGCUAUUCAAGAAGAAGUAACCCAAGCCACAACCAGUUGGUCAACUAGUGAGCCAUUACAAUGGUCGCGACUUCGGUUAGCUUAUUCAUUUGAAUAUUACUAUACAAAACAACAAGUAGGAGCGAUGUCAAAGAUGCAUUCACGUGUUUCAGAGACCAUCACAUCUCCCACAUUACCCAGUUCUGCUGAAUCUUCGGGAUAACUCCGGAAAAUAAUGCUUUUACAAGCGUUAUCAUGUUUGGAUCUUUUGAUCUGUUACGGUAAAUGUCUGUUGGUAAGUAAAAUACGUUAAUCUAGCCUCCUUCACAGGAAUCUCAUCAGUUGUUGGGCUGGCCAUAAUCAAAUAUUUCACUGCCGGUCAAACUAGGAGAUACCUGGGGAAGAGGCUAAGUACAUUCUAAAUUGGUAAAAUAGUUGUUUCGAGUUUUAGUAUAAACAUGAAGGAGAUUCAACCCUCGAUUUCGCUUGACUGCCAACUUUUAUCUCUUUUAAUGUCUUAGCUAGACUUAUACACCUUUCCUUCAUUUCAUUAGCAUGCUCGCUCUCUUUCGUGCUUUUGAAAACGUUUGCAUUCUUAUCACUAGUUAACACAGUCUUAUAUUUGAUAUAGAUGCUUAUAGUUCUCCUAGAUAAAAAAACCAACUCUCCAAGUAAAAAGAGCAGAAAUGCAUCUCUGAUCAUGUUUUGUUUUAGCGUAAUAUGGGCAAUACCCUGGAUGAAGGGGUCUCUUUAUUCAUGCAAAAGUAGUAAGCUUAUGGUUUUCACUUAUAAUUACCUACUUUCAGGCAAUUUUUACGCUAAAUGACUGUGAUUAUAUGUUCAAAUCUAAGACUGUUAUUAACUAUUCAUGAUCAAAAAUUUGUUAUACGUCAUUUGGGUAUUUUAUUGUUACUCUCGAUUUCAAUUUGCUUUUGAAAUAUGACUUCGAAUUCGGAAUGUUCGUUGCAAAGUUCCGAAAUUCGUUUUGAAGUUCAUUCUGAUUAUUUACGACGAUUCAAUAGUUAGCUGUUAGCAAUUUGAUUGGCUGGCUUAUCUAACUAGCCAAUCACAACUUACAAAUCUUGAUCAUCGUAAAUCAUCGGAACAUUCCGAAUUUAUAAACAAACAUUCGAAGUCAGAUUUCAAAAGCAAAUUGAAGUCGAGAGUAAAUUAAUCCGAACCUACGGUGUUUCUAAUACAGUAAGAAAAUGUACAUAGUGUAGAUAGUUGAUUUUAGAUGAAGUAGUUUAGUAAAUUUCGGAAAUUAUUUAGAAGUAAUCAAUAUUGUAAAUUGUGCUGCAUAGAUAUGUCAUAUAGCAAAAUCGAAUAAGUACGAUUGCCAUUCAGUUUAUAUGCUAUUCUAGCACGUGAGUAAUGAUUUAAACCUGUAUACAUGUAUACAUGUAUUUAAGGUGCUGUAUUUCCUAAGAAUUCGAGUUCUUAGUGAAUCUCGAUUAACACUUGUCAUAGCAAUCAUGGUGCUUUGUUACGUUUUGUCACUCUGAGGCCAGCGAAAUAACCUCUUCCCGUUGAAACAGGCUAUGGAUUCAUGUUUCGCUGUUGGUUAGGAUUAAGAUCAGGAUUUGGAAACCACGGGACAUGCGGGAAAUAGGGACGUUACCACAGAAUCACAGAGUAGAGACAUACAGAGACGUAACUGACCGUCGUAAACACUGCGGAAGAUUACGUUAUCAUGUACCCACUUUUUUUCAGGCGACCGGCCGCAAAUUGAUCAACUGCGCGUGCUCAGCAAGUUUAAAGUAAGUCGUCAUCAGGUCGUCAUCCAAUCAAAUGCAUGCAUCUAGUAACUUGCCGAGCAUGCGCACAAAAAAAGUGGGUACACUAGUUACGUCUCUGUAUGUCUCUACUCUGUGACAGAAUAGAGUAAGAGACAUACAGAAGGUCGGCUCAACCAGAGAAGCGUAACUGCGUAGAUGUCUUAUAUACACUAGAUAGCGCAUCUCUUUUAGUAAAUUGAAGCCAAGAAUAUUCCAGCGGUUACCCCCAUUUGAAUAGAUGGCGGCCAUGUUGGAGCUUCCAACUCGCUAAUAAACGCUUAAAAAACAGCAAUAACUUUCAUCAUUUGAAUAGUUUGGAAAUGUAUUUGGAAUAGGUUUAACUUAAUGUUUAAGUUCCCUGUUUAAGAAAUAGAAAACAUACAAAUCUUCUCAUUUCAUGGGAAUAUCCUGAGUCUGCAAUCACGGCUUCAAUUUUUGAAUUGCAGAAUAAUUAGAUGCACUAUCUAGUGUAUAUAAGAUAUCUAUGAACUGCACUCCAUGAUUCGUCAUCAAAAUGCUGUCGCCAUCCCCCCUGAACGUCCGCCAUUUUGAAUAUUUUCAGGGGGUGAAUGCCUCUCAUGAGCGCACUGGCUAGGGCCAUGGCGACAGCAUUGCAACAGUUACGUCAAAAUCAUAGGCAAAACCAAGCAGAGUUGACCUUCUGUAAUCUGUAUGUCUCUAUUCUGUGACAUUACCCUAAAACAAGUGCCAGUACUGUGUACUCAGGCUGAAUGCCACUUUAAUUACACAUAAUACAUUAAAUAUUCGUGAAUCAUAAAAUUACAAAGUCAUCUGAUCUAAAGUAUAUUAUCGUAAUAUAUAUAUAUUCGUGCAAAAUACAACCCCCUACGGUAAUUUAAAGAGUUGUGUAGUGUAAAAUAACAGUAGAUAUGUACUUUUGCUUUAUAAGUAUAGUUUGAUAUUAUUACCAAAAAGUAUAAACAAUAGGUAUAGCCGAAUCUAAUGAUGUGUAUGACCUAAACUCUAUAUUGUUUGAGCUCAGAUGCAUUAGUUUCGGCACAUGAAAAGUUCCGCCCUGUAAAUUAUAUAUUCGUCAAUACAUAGUGAAUGGAUACCGAAAUUUCCCUAAUGCUGCUAUUCUUCGCAAUCAGUGUUAACGGUGAUAUCGGUCAUUUGCUAACAUUGCUUAUUUACGCACUGCUGUCAUUCUUGUUUGAAAUGAUCGUUUAAUGUAUUUUUAAAUAAAAUAUAUGUUAUUUUCUUAUUUUAUGAAAAUUAGUUAAACAGUAUGCGAGAUGGUUGAUAUCGAGCUAUAAAGAAUUCCUCUCUAUUCUUUUUUAUCCCUAUGUGCACAACGUCGUUCCCAGGCUCUCUCCUUGAAUAGCGUGGGAACGAGGUUGAAGGAUACAAGGUGCAAAAAAGCGGACUCACAAGACUGCAUUAAAUUUGAGUUAGGCCUAUAUCCUAUAUCCUUAGAAGCAUAUAUCCCAUUAUAAAUUGGAAAACACGCAGUAGGCAAAAUUGAUUAAAAUUAAUAAAGAUCAGUUAUUUUUUAGCUUAUAUGAUGAAACUCGUAUUCGUAGAACAGCUGUUAUCAUCCUCUUGCAUACUCUACACCUAAAUUCAUCACAUGUGGCAGGGCGGUUAUAAGAUAUAUCUUAUAACCGCCCUGAUUUUAGCUACAUUUACACUGCACCGGAUAGCUUUAGUAGCGACGUGAAAAAACACCUAUCCGUACACUUUACAAGGAACGCUAUUUUUGGAGGAAUUAUAUUGCAACAACGGAGAGAUGUUGUUUCGCUCAGCUUCUGAAAGUUGUACAUUCCGUAUCGGAUAGCUGCUUUUUUACGCUGCCACGGAAAGCCAUCCGGUAUAGUGCAAAUGUAGCCUUAGUUUGAUCGAUAGCUUCUUUUGUAAAAAAAGAUAUAUUUAAAUCAAUAAUUACUACUUCAUUUCAUGUAUUUAAUCUCCAAAUCUAAACAUGAUUAAAAAUAAACAAAACUUUGUGUUGGCUUCCUUUGUUAUCAUAGAUAAAUGCAUAUCAAUUAAGGUACGUUUACAGCAAAACCAGCCAAUUUUAGACCCUACUCCCUCCUUUUUCAUCGUGCAUAUAGUGCGGCAAUUUUUAUUUCGAAUAACAAAGAACGGAUAUGAUGACUUCGACGUUGUGAUAAAGCAUGGAACCCUGUGCAUGCAUGGAUAGCGGCAACAUCCCCCCCCCCUCCAAGCUGGUCUUGUGAAAGGCAGAAAUAUGAAGGGGAGUGAACAUGUUCGUAAUAGUGAUACGCAUUUAUCAAAUUGCCUAAAACAUGUACACAUUUGUACAGUAUGAUGCCUGAGCUAAAUGUGGUAAGAUUCCUUGUCGUUUUUCAUGCUCUGUUCUAAUUGAUCUACAAAAUGAUGCGACUCAAACUAAUUUCUUUGUGGAUAUGGUCUUUCUUCAGAACGGUAGAUUACGAUAGUAGUUUACACGUACAUACAUCUGAAUCUAAAUAUGGUAUCUUUUGCAAAGCUUGGAGUAAUGAUAUGAAAUAGUAUUGCAAUUAAAUGUCGAAAACGAAUCAAACUUCAAUAGCAAGAUACGUAGUUUACGUCUGCUCCUUUUGGAGGUUGGAGAUGAUUAUGUUGACAUAUCUAGUGAACUUGGUGCAUUUCUAUUUUUCUAACUGUUAAGCCCCAUUUCCACUCAAGAAAAAUUUCCACGGACAGAAAAUUUUCCGAAAGUGUCAUUGUUAAAAGUUGAAAAUUUUCAACUUCAAAUUUUUUUUCCGACGGAAAAUUUGUGUUGACCAAUCAUAUUUCACAAAAUUUUCUUUCCGCGGAAAAUUUUCCUGAGUGGAAAUGGUCCUUAACAAUGCAUUGAGCUCACUGGUGAAGCUCUGAAAAAUAUUACGUCUCGAAUAGUAUAUAAUAAUUAUGAAUCACAUAAAGCUUAUUAAUUAUCACCGCUAUAAUAUUUAUGUAUAUAUAUAUAGUUAUCCACACAAUCCCCCCAGAUUAGCUAAAGCUAUUCGCUAUAUCUUUAUGUCUACUGCCUACUGGAAUUAUGAAUUUGAAUAAAAUAUUCAUAUCAUACAUACAUACAUACAUACACGUGCACAAGGACCGAUAUACACGAAAUAAAUACUGUAAUUUCAAAUAUUCACAGUACACUAUAACUGCCACGAUUGAUUGUGAUCAAGUAUUAAAAUGAUUAAGAUCCCCUUCCCUAUAUUAAAUUGUUCAGUGUGCUAUACCAUAGUACUAUAACGGCGUACUUUGUAUGCAUUUCCUCUCAAAUAGCCGUGGCCAUGUCCGUCAUAAUAACUUGAAGAUGACCAGUCUUUCAUUUGAUUUACAGAUUGUUUCACUUCAGAGUACGUUUGAGAUGUUCGUUUGUUGUAUAGAGGUAGUACUUCUGUCGCCUCGCCUAACACAGCCUACAAAUAGCAAAUAAUUUAGUCGUGAAUAUUUCAUGUUGUUAGUACGUGAAUAUUUUUAACUACCA
Messenger RNA from Paramuricea clavata, 12910 nucleotides. Lineage: Eukaryota; Metazoa; Cnidaria; Anthozoa; Malacalcyonacea; Plexauridae. The record is from the annotation of a GenBank genome assembly.